Messenger RNA from Elephantulus edwardii (Cape elephant shrew), 4839 nucleotides. It is a transcript of the gene ADCY10, whose product is annotated as adenylate cyclase 10 (soluble). Gene Ontology annotation, molecular function: adenylate cyclase activity. The record is from RefSeq and is a predicted model, not a curated record. Gene Ontology annotation, cellular component: cytoplasm. Gene Ontology annotation, biological process: cyclic nucleotide biosynthetic process; intracellular signal transduction. NCBI's taxonomy places the organism in Eukaryota, Metazoa, Chordata, Mammalia, Macroscelidea, Macroscelididae. The transcript has 32 exons.
AUGAACAAUCAAGGGCCAGACACAGAAGACCAGGCGAUCAUCAGAAUCGCAGCCCAUUUACCGGAUCUCAUCGUCUAUGGAGAUUACUCUCCAGAGAAACCCUCGGUGAAGUAUUUCGAUGGAGUCUUAAUGUUUGUUGACAUUUCAGGUUUUACAGCGAUGACUGAGAAGUUCAGCAGAGCCAUGUACAUGGACCGAGGGGCUGAGCAGUUGGUGGAGAUCCUCAACUAUUAUUUAAGUGCUAUCGUAGAAAAAGUGUUAGUGUUUGGAGGAGACAUCCUAAAGUUUGCAGGUGAUGCACUGCUAGCCCUAUGGAAGGUGGAACGAAAACAACUGAAAAACAUUAUCACAGUGGUAAUUAAAUGCAGCCUGGAGAUACAUGGAUUGUUUGAGACCCAAUUAUCUGAGGAAGGCCUAGAUAUCCGGGUUAAAAUAGGAUUAUCUGCAGGCCACAUCAGCAUUUUGGUCUUUGGAGAUGAAACACGAAACUACUUUCUGGUGAUUGGUCAGGCAGUGGAUGAUGUCCGUUUUGCACAGAACAUGGCACAGAUGAAUGAAGUCAUCCUGUCACCAAACUGCUGGCAGCUCUGUGACCGGAGCAUGGUGGAAAUCGAGAGGAUUCCAGACCAGAGAGCAGUUAAGGUUAACUUCUUAAAGCCACCCUCUGCUUUCAAUUUUGAUGAAUUUUUCACAAGAUGUAUGUCUUUUAUGGAUUGUUAUCCCAGUGGUGAUCAGAAAAACUUCCUGAGACUGGCAUGCAUGCUGGAGCCCGAUCCUGAGCUAAAGUUGUCCCUACAAAAGUAUUUAAUGGAAAGCAUUUGGAAGCAGAUUGAUGACAAACAGCUUCGAGGCUAUUUGUCUGAGCUUCGUCCAGUGACAAUUGUGUUUGUGAACCUGAUGUUUAAGGACCAGAACAAAGCAGAAGAGAUAGGUCAGGCCAUCCAGGAUGCCUGUGUGCACAUCACUUCUGUCCUGAGGGUCUUCCAAGGCCAAAUCAAUAAAGUCUUCAUGUUUGACAAGGGUUGCUCCUUCCUCUGUGUCUUCGGCUUUCCUGGGGAAAAGGUACCUGAUGAGGUCACCUGUGCUUUGGAAAGUGCUAUGGAUAUAUUUGACUUCUGUUCUCAAGUCCACAAAAUCCAGAGCGUGUCCAUCGGGGUUGCCAGUGGAACAGUCUUCUGUGGAAUUGUCGGACACUCUGUGAGACACGAGUACACAGUCAUUGGUCAAAAGGUCAACAUAGCAGCCAGGAUGAUGAUGUAUUACCCAGGAAUCGUGACCUGCGACUCUGUCACUUACAAUGGCAGCAACCUACCUGCCUACUUUUUUAAAGAGCUUCCAAAGAAAGUUAUGAAAGGUGUCGCAGAUUCUGGACCAGUCUAUCAGUGUUUGGGCCUUAAUGAGAAAGUCAUGUUUGGUAUGGCAUACCUCAUCUGCAACAGGAAUGAGGGUUACCCUUUGCUGGGACGUGAUAAGGAGAUCAGAUACUUCAUGAGUACUAUGAAGGACUAUUUAAUGUGUAACUGUAGCCGAGUUCUAAUGUAUGAAGGAUUAUCAGGAUAUGGGAAAAGCCAGAUACUUAUGGAAAUUGAUUACCUGGCCCAAGGUGAGAAACACAGGACCAUUGCUAUUGCUUUGACUAAGAUAAGUUAUCAUCAAAAAUUUUAUACCAUUCAGAUACUCAUGGCUAAUGUGCUAGGUCUGGACACUUGUAAACAUUAUAAAGAACGACAAUCCAAUCUUCAGAAUAAAGUCAGCAAACUGCUGGAUGAAAAGUUCCACUGUCUUCUCAAUGACAUUUUCCAUGUCCAGUUUCCCAUUUCACGGGAGGCUUCCAAGAUGAACAUCUUGAAAAAGCAAAAGCAACUGGAAGCACUAUUUAUGAAGAUUUUGGAACAAACAGCAAAAGAGGAAAGGGUUAUUUUCAUCAUUGAUGAGGCCCAGUUUGUGGAUUCAGCCUCCUGGACCUUUUUAGAGAAGCUGAUCCGAACUGUACCCAUCUUCAUCAUCAUGUCCCUGUCACCCUUCAUCAGACCCUGUGUAGCAGCCAAUGCUAUCCUAAAGAAUAGAAACACCACCUAUGUCACCCUGGGUGCAAUGCAGCCUACUGACAUCCUCAACAAGAUCUGUCUUGACCUCAAUGUGAAUGGCAUCCGCAAAGAACUGGACUCGUACCUCGUAGAGGGGAGCUGUGGGAUUCCAUUUUACUGUGAAGAGUUGAUGAAAAACCUUGACCAUCAUAGAGUAUUUGUUUUCCAACCAGCGGUGUCUGAGGAAAAGGCAAAUAUGAACUGGAAUAACCUGUUUAAGAAUUUCACUAAGCCAACAGAGGAAUUAAUUAAAUAUGUUCCCAAUAUCGAAGAUGAGGAUAGAGAAGUCUGUAAUAUUGCUAGUGGCGUUAGACUGAAAAAUUUGUCACCUCCAGCAUCACUAAAAGAAAUCUCUCUGGUCCAGCUGGACAGCAUGAGUCUUUCCCAUCAGAUGUUGGUGAGAUGUGCCGCCAUUAUUGGUCAGACCUUCACUACAGAGUUGUUAUUUGAGAUCUUGCCUUGUUGGAACAUGAAGAUGAUGAUAAAAGCCUUGGCAACCCUAGUGGAAUCCAACAUCUUCGAUUGCUUCCGGAAUGGCAAGGAGCUCCGCAUGGCCCUGAAUCAGCAUCCAGCCUCAUUUGAGGUUCAUUUUCGCUCCUUGUCUCUGAAGAACAAUGAAGGUGCGGACGAAUAGAUUCUUGAUCAAGAGGAUGAGCUUCGAGAACUAGAAAGUGAGGUGAUUGAGUGCCACAUCAUUCGAUUCUGCAAGCCUAUGAUGCAGAAAACAGCCUAUGAAUUGUGGCUGAAGGACCAGAAGAAAGCCAUGCACUUGAAAUGUGCUCGCUUUCUAGAAGAAAAUGCUCACCGAUGCUACCACUGCAGAAAUGAGGACUUCAUCCCUUACCAUCACUUCACAGUGGACAUCCGACUUAACACUCUGAAUUUGGACACCAUUAAGAUGAUGGCUAUGAGUCAUGGAAAUGAAUCUAAAGAAGAGCUCUUUCCCAGUCCAUAUGUUCCUAAGAAAGUGUACGUCUUUUCUGAAGAUCUCAGUCCUGAAGAAGCCAAAGAAAAGAUCCUGGGUUUCUUUGAAAACAUUAUAGAAAAAAUGAAGAAAACUGAGGAAGACAUCAUCCCCCUGGAGUCUUGCCAAUGUGAAGAGAUCUUAGAGAUCGUCCUGUUGCCUCUGGCCCAACACUUUCUGGCUUUGGGAGAAAACAACAAAGCUUUAUAUUACUUUCUAGAAAUUGCAUCUGCUUAUCUCAUCUUGGGUGAUAAUUAUAUGGCCUAUGUGUAUCUGAAUGAGGGAGAGAAGCUGCUGAAAACCCUCAGCAAAGAAAAAUCCUGGAAUCAGACUUUUGAGUCUGCCACCUUUUUUAGCCUCAAAGGCCAGGUCUGUUUCAACAUGGGCCACACGGUCCUUGCCAAAAAAAUGCUGAGAAAGGCACUUAAGUUCCUCAACCGAGAAUUUCCGUACUCUUUAGUCUCUCUGUUUCUCCAUACACACGUGGAGAAAAACAGACACUAUAAUCUUCUGAAUCAACAGACCCAGACCCAGGACAGCUCUACCCUCGGAAAGGGGAGGUUGGCACAACUUUACCGGCAAACCAUCUGCUUCUCCUUGCUAUGGAAGAUUUAUAGCUCAAAUUAUUUUUUUCACUACAAGUACUAUGCCCACUUGGCCGCUAUCAUGCAAUUAAAUACUGCCCUGGAAACUCAGAAUACUUGCGAGAUCAUUAAGGCAUACCUGGACUAUUCACUGCACUAUCAGCUAAAAGGCAACCGAUGUGAAUGGUUCAAAUAUGAAAUCAUGGCCAUGGAGCAGCUCUUCAGCCUCCCCCUGAAAGGCGUGGGCAUUGAAACUGUGGCAUAUGCAGCUGAGACACUAAGCCACAGUAAGCUCCUGAUGGGUCAUCUGGAUUUGGCCAUUGAGUUAGGCACCCAGGCCCACAAAAUGAGGGCACUGCUCCGGAAUCCCAACAAACACUAUAUGGUCCUCUGCAGACUUAGUAGAGCUCUUCUCUUGACAUGCAGAUAUAAGCAAUUAAUCCAGGUGCUGGGAUGGCUGUGGGAUCUUUCUGUUGCAGAAGAACAUAUCUUUAGCAAGGCAUACAUCUAUUAUGUCAGCCUGGACAUCAUGCUUUAUUGUGGCUUUGUUUAUAGGACAUUUGAAGACUGUUUGGAUUUCUUAUACAAAAAUGAAGACAACAGAAUCCUCAAGUUCCAAAGUGGCAUCUUGCUGGGCCUGUACUCAUGCAUAGCUAUCUGGUACGGUAGACUCCAAGAAUGGGACAACUUUAAGAUAUUUUCCAAUAGGGCUAAAGCUCUCGUGCCCCGAAGAAUCCCAACGUUUCUUUACUGUGAAGGAAUCAGUAGGUAUCUGGAGAGCCAAGUUCUCUAUUUUCAGAAGCAAAUUGAAGAGCAAGUUGAAAACGCCCAGGAAAGUGGAGUCCGGCUGCUGAAGAACUUGGAGAUUCUGGUGGCUAAAAAUACUGGCCCUGUCUUCUGUCCACGGCUCUACCACCUGAUGGCCUAUGUCUCUAUACUCAUGGGAGACGGAGAGAACUGUGACUUCUUCCUGCACAUGGGCCUACAUCUCUCUGAAAAGCAUGGGAAUUCCCUGGAGAAAUGCUGGCUGAACAUGAGCAAAGAAUGGUGGUAUUCAAGCACUGAGGCAGCAGCAGAUCAAUGGAUGCAAACAAUCUUGAAUCUCCCUUCAUCGGAAAAUAUCUUAACCGACAAGAUCAGCAUACAGGACAUUCAAAAAAACAAAUUCCUGAUGAGAGUUAAUAUCCUGGACAAUCCUUUCUAA